Diprion similis is the source of this 921-nucleotide messenger RNA. RefSeq names its product lipopolysaccharide-induced tumor necrosis factor-alpha factor homolog. The transcript is spliced from 3 exons. Bases 240 to 614 code for a protein of 124 amino acids. Lineage: Eukaryota; Metazoa; Arthropoda; Insecta; Hymenoptera; Diprionidae. The record is from RefSeq and is a predicted model, not a curated record. Gene Ontology annotation, molecular function: zinc ion binding.
AAAUUCCCCCUCCCUCCUCACAUUACUCACCUGUGUGACCGCCAUGACGGUGCUCCUCCGAUUCGCCGGUUGCCACGAGUGUCUGCAGCGUUAAUCGUGCGCAAGUUUCUGUGUGUAACUGAUUGCAGAGACAACAGGUGAACAUAGUUCGAAACGUCAAGUGGUGCGUCGGGAGGAUCAGGGGAAAAGCUUUCCCGGUUCAUCGAAUUUUCAACUUUAAAAUUAAUUAAAUUCGCAACAUGCAUCAUCAAGAGAAUGCGUCGCCUUACAAUCCCACGACUGAGCCGAUCCCUCAACCAGGUGGUGGAGUCGCCUACACGCCGGCACAACCAGUCAACAUUCAACCAGGUGCUUCUGUACACGUGUUCACCACCACUCCAAACGUGGGUCCUGAUCCUUGCAUGGUUACCUGUCACGUGUGCGGCCAGAAGGGUGUCACCAGAACGGAGAGAGGAGCUAGUGGCAGGACACACUUGAUGGCCCUUGUCCUUUGCCUAGUUGGAUGCUGGUGCUGCGCGCCGUGUGUCUACUGCGCGAACAGCUGUCUGGCAACAAAACACUUUUGCCACAAAUGUAACUCUUUCGUUGGAGUAUACAACGAGCAGCUCUUUUAAGCGACAUUUUGAGCCAAGAUUUUCUUUUCUGUAUAUAUUUAUUUCGUAUUCAAGGAGUAACGGGUGAGAAUAAAUUUACCUACGAGACCAGCAGGUUUUAUUAUAUACACAUACCGUCACUGUCUGGUUGAGUUUUCGACCGAUUAUGAAAUUACAAUGAUAUCAAACUAUCAUUUGACUUCGUUCCCGUUUAUACGUACUGUCUGUGUAUAAAUUACAUACAUGUAAAAUGUAACUGUCAUACGUACGGGUACGUGAAUUCGAAAACAUCUGCUAAUGAAAAUUGUAAAUACGGUUCAUAUCUAUU